This is a messenger RNA of Globicephala melas (long-finned pilot whale), 2236 nucleotides long. It is a transcript of the gene EXOC3L1, whose product is annotated as exocyst complex component 3 like 1. Gene Ontology annotation, cellular component: exocyst. NCBI's taxonomy places the organism in Eukaryota, Metazoa, Chordata, Mammalia, Artiodactyla, Delphinidae. Gene Ontology annotation, biological process: exocytosis; exocyst localization. Gene Ontology annotation, molecular function: SNARE binding. The record is from RefSeq and is a predicted model, not a curated record.
GGCUGCCCAGGCUCUUCCUGCCCAGGGCCUGAGUGGCCGGAGCAGGAGAGGGCGGAGCAGCUGGCCCGGGGUGCAGCACUCAAGUGGGCCUCGGGCAUCUUCUACCGGCCAGAGCAGCUGGCCAGGCUCGGCCAGUACCGUAGCCGCGAGGUGCAGCGUACCUGUUCCCUGGAAGCACGCAUCAAGUCGGUGGUGCAGUCAUACCUGGAGGGUGUGAAGACCGGUGUGCGGCAGCUGGCCUGGGCCCUUGAGGCGGUGCAGGGAGCCCGCGAAGCCCUGGGCCAGGCUCAUGGGUUGCUCUGGGGUAUGGCUGAGGCUGCACAGACCCUAGAACCCCUGCGGGAGCAGGUUGUGCAACACAAGCAACUGCAGGCCAUGUCUCAGCUGCUGCCCCGGCUGCGAGCUGUGCCUGCUGCAUUGGCCCACACACAGACCCUGAUUGAUGCCCAGCGACUCUUGGAGGCAUAUGUGAGCCUUCGGGAACUGGAGCAGCUACAAGAGGAGACGUGGGCACCUCUCGGGGGCCUGGAGUUGCCAGUGUUCGAGGGGCUGGGCCCUCUGGCUGAGGCUCUGGGCCAGGCUGUGGAGGCGGCUGCAGGGGCUGCAGGGCGGCUGGCACGGGAGGAUCCAGCCCUGCUGGUGGCUGCUAUGCGUGUGGCCGAAGUGGACGCUGGGCGCACAACCUCCCUGGAGCAGGCUGCCCGGGACUGGCGGCAGCGCUGUCUGCGGGCACUACAGGAGGGCUUGGAGCAGAUCCACUUUGGGACACCUCUGCAGCCUGGGCCAGGGGCACUAGCAGAGUGGCUGGAGGCUCUGCGGGUGGCUCUACCAGCAGAGUUGGCCGCGGCUGAGGCACUGGUAGCACCCUGCUGCCCACCACACUACAACGUGGUCCGGCUGUGGGCCCACACCCUGCACAGCGGCCUGCGCCGCUGCCUGCAGCAACUCCUGGAAGGGCCUCAGCUGGAAGCUGCCGAUGCCUUCACCUUGCUGCAUUGGGCACUGCAUGUGUACCUGGGGCCAGAAAUGAUGGGGAGCCUGGAAUUAGGGCCCGAGGCUGAUGUGUCUGAUCUGGAGCCCCUCCUGACCCUGGAGAACAUCGAGCAGUUGGAGGCAAUAUUUGUGGCCAAAGUCCAGGCAAGUGUGGCCCAGUGGCUGCAGAAGGCACUGGACGGGGAUGUAGCUGAGUGGGGCCGAGAGCAGGAGCCUGACACAGACCCAUCUGGCUUCUACCACUCACCAAUGCCAGCCAUCGUGCUGCAGAUCCUGGAAGAGAACAUUCGCGUGACCAGAAUGGUCAGUGAGUCACUGCAGCGGCGGGUGCAUGGCAUGGCACUGUCAGAACUGAGCGCAUUCCUAAGGAGCUUCAGUGAUGCUCUGAUCCGAUUCUCCCGAGACCACCUCAGGGGGGAAGCAACGGCCCCUCAUUACGUGCCCUACCUACUGGCCACCCUCAACCACCAAUCAGCACUCAGCUCCUCCGUGUCCGUCCUGCAGCCCGACUGGGUGGCUCCAGGGGCCUUGGCUCCGGUGGAGGCAGCGCUGGACGAGUUGCAGAGGAGGAUCUGCCGCCUGGUGUUGGAGGCGCUGCUGGCGGAGCUACAGCCCCUAUUCGCUGCUCUGCCCUCUCGCCGGUGGCUGUCGAGCCCAGAGCUGCUGGAUGACGUGUGCGAGCGGACCGCGAGCUUCUGCCAGGACUUCCGACACGUGCGGGAUCCUGCGGUCCAGCUGCUGCUGGCUGAGGCGGAGCGUACCGUGGUGCUGCAGUACCUACGUGCGCUGAUGCAAGGCCGCCUAGUGUGCCGCGGUGCUGACGAGCGGACCCAGGCGGCCGAGCGCCUGCGGCACGAUGCCGCCCAGCUUCGGGAGCUUUUCCUCGGUUUGGGCCUGGAGGAGAGCGUUCAGUGCGCGCCAGUGCUGCUCGCCUUGAGGGAGCUGCUGAACCUCCGCGACCCCACGCUGCUUGGUCUCGAGGUGGCAGGCUUGCGGCAACAAUUUCCCGACGUGAGCGAGGAUCAUGUCUCCGCCCUCUUGGACCUGCGCGGGGACGUGUCCCGAGAGCAGCGCCUGGCCGCACUCAGCUCUCUGCAGGCCUGCCCGCAGCCCUCGCCCCCAGCGGGUGGACGCGCACUCUUCAGCCUCGUGCCAGCACCUGCACCCCCGCUGUCCUCCUGCCUCCCCUCGGGGUCCUGUGCCUGACCCUCGGCUGCCCCCAGAAUAAAGCCACGGCCCCCGC